Messenger RNA from Gossypium arboreum, 1315 nucleotides. RefSeq names its product thaumatin-like protein 1. The record is from RefSeq and is a predicted model, not a curated record. Gene Ontology annotation, biological process: defense response. NCBI's taxonomy places the organism in Eukaryota, Viridiplantae, Streptophyta, Magnoliopsida, Malvales, Malvaceae. Gene Ontology annotation, cellular component: extracellular region. The transcript has 3 exons. The coding region runs from base 278 to 1255 and encodes 325 amino acids.
AAAAACGACAUUUGGGUUGGUGUAGUAAAAUUACGUUGUCUUUUUUCUUGCUUGUAAAUUACCAACUACCAAGUAGAUUUUGCUCCAACCUUUGGGAUAAACAAACAAAUUAAAUCAUUUCUUUUGACGACUCCUGUUUAUCAUCACUCUUCCACCCCUUAAACUAACUUUUUUCUUCUUCUACAUGUUCAUCAUCGCUCCACCAAUGCACCCUUCUUUUUCUUCCUAAAAUUUCAAAUAUAUUUACUUCAUUUACCUGCGAAAUUUCAUUGCACAUAUGGAUCUGUUCUUCUCCACUUGUUUAUUUAGUCUUCUCUCCAUGUUACAAGGGAUUUCGGGGACUACAUUUACAGUAGUGAAUAAAUGUGAUCAUACAGUUUGGCCUGGCAUUCUCGGCAACUCGCAGUUAGAUACCACCGGGUUCGAGGUACUAACAGGCGGGUCACGAUCCAUCCAGGCACCGCCUAGUUGGUCUGGUAGAUUUUGGGGCAGAACCGGAUGUAUAUCGGACCAGAAUACGGGUCAACUCACCUGCCAAACUGCUGACUGUGGCUCCACCCAAAUGGAAUGCAAUGGUAAAGGCGCGACCCCACCGGUCACCUUAGCUGAGUUCACGAUCGGGUCGGGUACCCAGGAUUUCUACGACGUUAGCUUAGUGGAUGGAUAUAAUUUGCCGAUGUUGGUGGAGCCGAGCAGUGGGUCAGGCACGUGCUUGUCGACGGGUUGUGUUAAUGAUUUGAACCGGCAGUGCCCGGAUAAGUUAAGGGUUCAGUCGGGUCAGGCUUGUAAAAGUGCCUGUGAGGCUUUUGGGAAGCCCGAGUAUUGCUGCAGCGGCGCGUAUGCUUCACCCGACACCUGCAAGCCGUCUUUUUAUUCGGAGAUGUUUAAAGCGGCUUGUCCGAAAUCGUAUAGUUAUGCAUACGAUGAUGCUACGAGUACGUUUACGUGUACAGCUGCUGAUUAUACGAUUACAUUCUGUCCUUCAUCCACAAGUAAAAAAUCAGCAAGCAAUACAGCCCCAGCAGCAGCAGCAACAACAGGGACGACAAGCCCCAUAUAUGGAUCAAUUACAGGGUCAGGAGAGGUCCCAGCAGACGUCAAUAUUAGCUCAUGGUUUCCUUAUUUUCUUACAGGACAGUCUUCCAGGACUGUUUCUUCCUCAGUUUCCCACAACACACUGUUGGCGUCAGCCAUUUCCUUUCUUUUCCUCUCAUCUCUUGACUUUAGUCAUAAUUAUAACUUUCUCCAAACGUAAAAGCGUAAUGUAGAAAUUAAUUUGCUUAAUGAACAUUAUACUACUACUGUUGAACUCCAA